UCCAGCGAAAUUCACGAUACAUUAGCAAUGACCAACAUGGAUCUCUACAACAUGCCCGGUGCUCCGGCCAGCCGUGCCAUCCAGAUGACUGCCAAGGCCUUGGGCCUUGAACUGAACACCAAGUUCAUAAACACAAUGGCGGGAGAUCAACUGAAGCCGGAGUUCGUGAAAAUCAACCCACAGCACACCAUUCCCACCCUGGUGGACAACGGAUUCGUCGUCUGGGAGUCCCGUGCCAUCGUGGUUUACCUGGUGGAGAAGUACGGCAAGACCGAUUCCCCACUCUUCCCCAAGGAUCCCAAGAAGCGAGCUCUGAUCAACCAGCGGCUGUACUUCGACAUGGGAACCCUCUAUGACGCCCUGUCCAAGUACAUAUUCCCCAUCUUCCGCACGGGCCAGGUGGGAGGCCAGGAGGCUUUGGAUAAGUUCAAUGCUGCCUUCGAGCUCCUCAACACCUUCCUGGAGGGCCAGGAUUACCUGGCAGGCAGUGAAUUCUCUGUGGCCGACAUCGUCAUCCUGGCCACAGUCUCCACCAUCGAAAUGAUCACGUUUGACUUGCAGAAGUUCCCUAACGUGGAGAGGUGGUACAAAAACGCCGAGAAGGUCGCUCCUGGUUGGGCCGAGAACUUGGAGAGCAUUAAGCAGCUCCAGAGCCAGCUGGCAAAUAGAUUCGCAAUGCCCAACAUGGACUUCUACAACAUGCCCGGUGCUCCGGCCAGCCGUGCCAUUCAAAUGAUCGCCAAGGCCGUGGGCGUCGAACUGAACUCCAAGUUCAUGAACACAAUGGAGGGAGAUCAACUGAAGCCGGAGUUCGUGAAAAUCAACCCACAGCACACCAUUCCCACCCUGGUCGACGAUGGAUUCGCCAUCUGGGAGUCGCGUGCCAUCGCUGUUUAUCUGGUGGAGAAGUACGGCAAGGCCGAUUCCCCACUCUAUCCCAAGGAUCCCAAGAAGCGGGCUCUGAUCAACCAGCGGCUGUACUUCGACAUGGGCACCCUCUAUGACGCCCAGGCCAAAUACUUCUUCCCGCUCUUCCGCACUGGCAAACUUGGAGAUCAGGAGGCAUUGGACAAAGUUAAUACCGCCUUCGGAUUCCUCAACACCUUCCUGGAGGGACAGGAUUUCGUGACCGGCAGCGAACUGACCGUGGCUGACCUCGUUAUCCUGGCCACCGUCUCCACCAUCGAAAUGAUUCCGUUUGACAUUCAAAAGUUCCCGAACGUGGAGAGGUGGUACAAGAAUGCCCCAAAAGUAGCUCCAGGCUGGGACGAAAACUUGGAGAGCCUCAAGAAUGCUAAGAAGUUCCUGGAGGAGAAAUUAGCGGAAAAGAAGUAAGCUGUAUAAAUGAGUAUAAAUAAAAUGUAAUGAUUGCAUGUAGUUUGUAAAAGCUAUUGGUUUUAA
Messenger RNA from Drosophila rhopaloa, 1401 nucleotides. RefSeq names its product glutathione S-transferase D7-like. The coding region runs from base 28 to 1335 and encodes 435 amino acids. Gene Ontology annotation, biological process: glutathione metabolic process. The transcript is spliced from 2 exons. Lineage: Eukaryota; Metazoa; Arthropoda; Insecta; Diptera; Drosophilidae. The record is from RefSeq and is a predicted model, not a curated record. Gene Ontology annotation, molecular function: glutathione transferase activity.